Molecule: messenger RNA, 259 nt
Organism: Saprolegnia parasitica CBS 223.65
Lineage: Eukaryota; Oomycota; Saprolegniomycetes; Saprolegniales; Saprolegniaceae
Exons: 2
Coding region: 1-222 (73 amino acids)
Source: RefSeq, a predicted model, not a curated record
AUGGCGCACCCCGUGACGCUCCUCGAGUGCAUCCAAUGUAUGCAGUACAUUCUCCAGCUCCAGCCGCCCAGUGUCGAACGACGGUGCGUGCUGGACGCAGUGACGUGGCUGCCGAGCCCGCUGGCCGCCGCUCUCCGGAAAGAAGUCGGUGUCUGGGUCGGCCGCCUGCAGUACGAUGCGUCCACUAAAGUGCCCGACGCAUGGCUCGCCCACAUCGCGUAGCGUGUUCCAAGAUAUCAAAAGCCAGAUCGUGUUUGCG